UAUUACUAUUCUUGAGAUGUGCAUGUAUAUAAAUAUCAUAACGAUCAUCGAACGGCCACACCUGCCGAAGCCACUCAUCAGAAUCCUUGUCAUGAUCCGCGUUAUCAACAUGGAGCUGAUAGGGGUGCAUGUUGUUUUGUUUGGUUGCAUGAUGCUGUUACCAGAAGUCACGUGUCUGAUACAGCCAAUCAAAAUGCCAGACGAGCUAUCAUCAUGCUAUUCGGAGAGAACUUGGAAUCUCAGCGUGACAGACUUUCCAUCCCAAGAUAUCAACAGUUUCUGUAUAAACCAGUACCUAUGGAAAACCGCUGGGACCAGGUAUCACGAGGAGGUAUCUAAUGAAACGCUGUCUUACAUUGGGUCUCUAUUUAGGAAGAUUGCUGGAGAUCAUUGGAAUCAUCGACAUAAAAGACAACUCACAUUGAGUUUAUCGCGCAGGCGCAGAAGGGAAGUGAGAACAUUGUCUCAGCAGGAAUGGAAUGAUUUUGCAGGAAGGUUGAAUUGGCUUAAAAUGCAAACGGACGUAUAUCCUAAUCGAUAUGACGUCCUUGCCAAUUUUCAUCAAGGAAUAGCGUCACGUUCUGCACACGGAGGGCCUAAUUUCUACGGCUGGCACAGGAUCUACCUUUUGUUAAUGGAAACCGCUCUCGGCAUGGCUAUACCGUAUUGGGAUUCAACAUUCGACUACAAAUUGGUCGAUCCAACACGUUCUAUGGUCUGGAGCCGACAUUAUUUCGGAAACGGAAAUGGGGUUGUAACCAAUGGUCCUUUCAGGGGAUGGAGAACAUUUGGAAGACUACUGACAAGAAAUAUAGGUAGUGACGGCUCACUUUUAUCUCAACAAGUCAUCAACCGCAUACUGUCACAGACAUAUGGAUUUCAGAUCACGGAAGGUUCAGCAUCGCCUAUAUUUAGUCUUGAGAGUGUUCACAAUGCUCCCCAUGCCUGGAUAGACGGUGCUAUGGGCAUUUCAGAAUGGUCAACAGCAGAUCCAGUAUUUUUCGUUCUUCACGCCCAUAUUGAUUACAUUUGGGAACAGUUUAGAUAUAGACAGAGACUACGGGGGAUCGACCCUGCCGGGGACUACCCACAUUCCACGCGUAUGUUCCACGAACGUAUGCGAAGAGUUGACGGGUUUCCAUCAUUAACAAAUUUUGAUUGUUAUAGUGAUUUCUUUGGAAAUCUGGUACAGUAUGAUCCACCUCCAUCCUGUCCGAUUUGUGGAAAUCCAUUAAUGUUUCGCUGUGUAAGAGGUGAGUGCAUCCCAACAGAAAAUCCAGAACUUUUCCCAUCACAGAUAAACAGACAAAUAGGAUAUGUGCCAGCCGAACCUUCAGUUGUUAGAAACCUACUCGCACAAACAGGAAUACGUCUGACCGACCCAAGGGUAUAUAAUAGGGCAAAUCAACAACUAGUGCAAGACUCCACAGAUUUCGUUUCUUCCACAAUAAGUAACAUUCUGUUUAGAGGAAGGCGAAGUGCUAACACAGCCGGAAGGCAAAAACGGAGUCUUGGAAAAGCAUCAAAAGAGGUAGAGAAGAUUCUUAGCGAUCACAAUAUAAUACUACACAAGGACUAUGAAAACACAUUUGUGAUAGACGGGAUAAGAGAUAUGGAUGCAUGGUCAUUUAUUCCGGUAAAAAUAAUAUACCAACGACCUUCUAAAGAAGUAGGUCAACAAAUGAGAUUAAAUGUAUUAGAUAAAUUAUCAUUGAAUACAGAAUUAGAACUCGCAAAACAUGAAAAGUGUAUAAUGUCGGAUAAUCGUACUUCUAGAGUCUAUGUGCAAUCUGACGGUGUGGAUUAUUCAGGACGGUAUAAAGAUUACGCAAUAGUUGACGAAACUGUCACUAUGUCCACAAAAAAGACAUACGUUGGCGUAAAGAAUCCGGGAGCAGGUGACGCCACUGCUUAUAUCACUGCAUAUGACUCCUGUGGAAGAGCAUGCAAGCCGAUGUGUCAGGUGCCGCACUCCGAACCGAUGGAGUAUAAACCCUGCUCUGGUACAAUUCACAUCACUGACGAAUUCCCACUAAUGUAUUCCCCUUCUUUACUCGAUGCCGUUGAAGAAAUGCUGAAUGAAGAUCAAGCGCCAUUGUCAAUUAUUGACACUCCAAUAGCUUUUGUAUGCGAUUAUAACAUUAAAUGGCCCUGGGUUCUGAAUAAAUGAGGUAUGAUUAUAUCACUACUGGCUUCAGUGCUAAGCCUUGUAUGAUUAGGAAUGAUAUAUUGUGCAUACACAACUGUUCUUAGAACCCAACUGCACGAUUCCAGGAAAUGAAAUAGGUAAUGUUUUGGAUAAAAAUAACAUCACUACAAUGGGUCAUACUAACAAAGGGUCCCACUUCAGGCUGUGUAUAUGCUAGUCAGUGAACACUGAUAAACAGUUAUACCAUUCGAGGAACAUUGUAACAUGGUCAUAUUGACGGAACAGUGCGAUCCCUAUUACUUUACCGAAAUUUGAAGAUGAUAACAAGAUAACUGACGGCGUUCGGCCUCCACUGGAGCUUUCUGCUAAAUCAUCUGGUACUAAAAUAAGCCUAGUUGACCUAUGAUUAAGAGGAUCUAUAUGGAAUAUACUUCUGGAAAAUGUUUUCAUCAUAAUGACAAUGGUAAUGAUACCCCAUGGUUUGAUGAAACCUUUACCUGAAAUAUGUGGGAACAGAUGAAUGUCAUAGUACCAGGUAAUUUCCAUAGAAAUAUCAUAUCGAUAUUUUAUAAUACAGGGUUUUUAAUUUUGUUUAAUUAAUGUGUAGAUCUGAAAUACAUGUGUUUAUUAUUCUAUAUACUCGUAUUUGAUGUACUGCUAUAUAUAUAUAUAUAUCAUAUCACAUGUAAUCUUUGUUUAUUUUACAACAAGAACAAAGAUGCACAUUAUAAUAUAAAUUUAAGCGUCCAGGGAUCAUAAUGUGGGCGGAAUUUGGAGUAUCCGGAGAAAGCCCUCGUUGUCGAAUACUGGUCACUUUGGUGAAAAGUGGGAGCGCGCUCUCCACAGCGCCACCCGACCUCAUACUAAUAUAUUCACUUCAGCAUAUAACUCUGUGUGUAUAUAUAUAUUUAUAUUUAUUUUCUGUAUUGUCAUUUGUUGAAUGGCUGGUCCCAUUACUUACAUUUUAUAUGAAUGGACCAUGUAUACAUUAUUAAAAUAAACGAGUUGAUCUUGUAACUUCA
Molecule: messenger RNA, 3171 nt
Organism: Pecten maximus
Lineage: Eukaryota; Metazoa; Mollusca; Bivalvia; Pectinida; Pectinidae
Product: tyrosinase-like protein 1
Molecular function (GO): oxidoreductase activity
Source: RefSeq, a predicted model, not a curated record